AUCGCUCAUUUUCAUUGUGGAGGUGAGACUAUUCUCGUUUCUCGGACUGACCAUCCGACGGUGUAAUGUGAGCAAUUUCACCCCAAAUUUUUCCUCCAUCCAGUGCCGUGCUUGGUGUCGUCAUCGUUUUUUUUACUUCGUCGAUAGCAGCCUUAUUGUUAUAGUGGUUAAGUUGGUGCUUGACAUAAGCCGUUCCGCAGAAGUCAGUGUUUGAGCGACGCAGAAAAUCGCGAAAAUUCUAUUCACGGUGGUCGAUGUAGACUGUAAAACUUGAAGCAGGAAACAACAGUUAUAGUGAACAGAGAAGCGCGAAAUAAACAGUGUUGUUUUGUCAGGUUUGCUGCUCACCUGAGGAAAGGGUCCAAAAAUGACGGCGUUAGGAGGUGCAAAAUUAUCCGUAUUCAGCUAUCUAAUGGUGGUUUAUCUGUUCUACAAUCCCACUGAUAGCGGCGCGGUUCAACUGACCAGUGAAAAUCUAGAUAUGACUUUAGCUUCUAAUGAACUAAUUUUUAUCAAUUUCUACGCGGAGUGGUGUAGGUUCAGUAACAUUCUGCAGCCGAUAUUUGACGAAGCGGCCGAUAAGGUUCGAGAAGCUUUCCCCGAUGCAGGCCGCGUAGUCAUGGGCAAGGUGGACUGCGACAAGGAAUCUACCGUCGCGAGUCGUUUUCACAUUUCCAAGUAUCCGACGUUGAAAGUUAUCCGAAACGGUCAGCCCACCAAGCGAGAAUACCGGGGAGCCAGAACAGUGGAAGCGUUCACCGAGUUCAUCAAAAAGCAGUUGGAAGAUCCGAUCAAAGAGUUCCACAACCUAAAGGACCUGGAAAUGUUAGACACUAAAAAACGAAUACUAGUGGGGUACUUCGAUCGACGCGACAUGCCGGAGUACAGCACAUUCCGGCGGGUGGCGAGCCAUCUAAAGGAGGACUGUGUGUUUCACGCUGGCUUUGGGGAUGUUGUUGCUGCCAUGCAUCCGCCAGGUCAACCGAUAAUUGUAUUUCGACCAGAUGUGGCGGUCACGGAUGGCAACGAUGAAGUCUUCAAAGGUGAUUUAAAUAGCUUUGACGAACUGAAUAUCUGGGUUCAGGAAAAUUGUGUGCCACUGGUGCGAGAAAUUACCUUUGAAAAUGCUGAAGAGCUUACGGAAGAGGGUCUUCCGUUCCUGAUUCUGUUCCAUGGUCCAGACGAUUUUCAAUCGAUCAAAGACUACAAGGCCGUAAUCGAAGGUCAACUGCUAUCAGAGAAACAAAACAUAAACUUUUUAACGGCUGAUGGUAAGCGAUUCGCGCAUCCACUGCACCAUCUUGGAAAAAGUCAAUCGGACCUACCGUUGAUUGCAAUCGACUCGUUCCGGCAUAUGUAUCUGUUCCCUAACUUCAAGGAUAUUUUUGUUCCCGGAAAAUUGAAACAAUUUCUCAAUGAUCUCUACAGUGGAAAAUUACAUCGGGAAUUCCACUAUGGGCCGGAGCGGACAGAUGAUAACACUAUCGAAAUUGCUACUAACCAAGAUGUAAAAAAAGGAACUACACCACCGGAAUCGACCUUCAAGCAUUUGGCUCCAUCUGACAAGCGGUAUACCCUGCUAAAAGACGAACUGUAAAGCAAAGUGAUGAGUGCGAAAAAUAGCGGCAAAACGUAUCCAAUUGUAAACCGUUGCGACCAGUGAAUGGUUAGCGUAGAAAAUUUCUUCUCUUUUCGUCCGAUGUGAUCACCCAGUAUCAGUUUUUUUUUUCUAGAUUUAUAGAGGCAGCACAGUGAGAAACCAUCGAACGAAUUCUUAACUUUUUCAUUUCCUCGCGCUGAUGAUGUUUUAAGUCCCAUGAUUCUACUUUCCACUACAAAAUACUUAAGGCUUUAGUCAACAACGCAAAUAGUAAUAGGAAAAUAAUCUAAACAAACCAGCGCAAUAGGAUAAUGUAGUACACAUUUUGAGGACUCUAAUUUAUCUGGGUUACGCUUGAACCAAGAAAUAGUUGGAUUUGAUAUGAAUGAGUGGAAGAAUAGAGUGUUUGUUGUGAAGGUUCACUAUCUUCUCCUGGAUUGGCUGUGACUGUUUUAAGUAAUGUAUGCGUGACCCUUGCCCACUACCGGAGAUAGGUUGAUCAAAAAUUGUGAAAAAAAAAUAAAAUUUUGAUUGCAGCAUGUUCCACUUAUUUGGUUGCAGAAAAAAUGAAGAAUACUGGGUAUAAUUUUUCCUAUUGGUCACAAAAGUAAAUAAAUGCUGCGGCGAAAUGUUCAUAAUAUUCACGCUGUUGAUUUAUUCGUGUGAGGCAAUGCGAUAAAUUGAACAAGCUAAAAUAUCAUCUAGACUGUCGUCCGGUGUAAGUAGGCAGCAUAAA
Messenger RNA from Wyeomyia smithii (pitcher-plant mosquito), 2336 nucleotides. It is a transcript of the gene ERp44, whose product is annotated as endoplasmic reticulum resident protein 44. Bases 368 to 1597 code for a protein of 409 amino acids. The record is from RefSeq and is a predicted model, not a curated record. The transcript has 7 exons. NCBI's taxonomy places the organism in Eukaryota, Metazoa, Arthropoda, Insecta, Diptera, Culicidae.